AUGUACAAGUCCGAAAUAGAAACAUCUUCGACUGAAUCUGCCACAAAUGCUUCUUCCUCGCAACAUCUUGAAAUAGAAACAAGUUAUAUGUCAAACGACACAUCAAGAUUGGUAAAGAAGAAGAAGACGAGCACAAAGGCAUUAGUGAAGCGUCUACUAGGCGUUGUGGCUGACUUAAGUUCUAAAGUAGACCGUGUAUUACAGAAAAAAGAUGAACCAGACACAAAUGUUGAACCAGACAGAGGGUUUCGAGAGGAGGAAGAGGUAGAGGAGGAGGAAGAGAUGAUAAAUGAAGAGGAGGAAGAAAAAUAUUACCAUCAUACACAUUUUGACUAUGAUGAUAUAGGUACUCAUGGUUUGGAGGGGGAAUUUGGGUCUACACCUACGCAUGUUGAGCCGUCAUCGGACGUGGGUGAACAUCACACAAAAGAAAUGACUCCUAUUGUUAGGCCGCAACGAAAGAAGGGUGUUCCAUGUGUUGAAGCUGCCAGUACGUUGAGUUUUUGGAAAGAAUGGAAUAGGAUCUCUUCCAACCUAAACACUAAACAUAGGCUGCAUAUGCUCACACUGGAUGUGGAGUUUUGGUCGAGGUUACUUGCAGUUACUGACGCUGGAUGGUUAAUUUCUUCGCAUAUUGCGAUAUGGAGUGCCUUGCUCAUGGAAAGACGGUCGACGAACGCUAGGUGGACGAUAUUCCCUCAAGAACUUAAUUUGCAAAACGGAAAAACACAUUUUCUUAGGAAUAUAGGAAAUGGUGUCGGAGGCCAUCCUAAAUGGAAGGAUGUGGAUAUGGUUCUAUUCCCCAUAAACGUUCCUCAUGCCCAUUGGUUUUUGGCAGUGCUACAUUUAGAUAUUUGGAAAGUACACAUUUAUGAUUCAGCACGAUGUAUGAAUUACUUCACAACGUACUUGACUGGUGGAGAAUUCAAAAGUUUUGGGGAUAGUAUAAUCGAAGAGCUAGAUACGAUUGACUACUAGAAGGAUUUCCCCGAUGGACACAAAGACAACGCAGUUGUGGAGUUUAUUGAUAUUGUAGACGCGCCACAACAAGAAUAUAUUACUAAUAGAGGGGAUUGUGGAGUAUUCGUAAGCAUGUAUAUGGAAAUGAUUGCUUUGGGGGUACCGGUGAAGACUGAUAAGCCAUGUAGAGAUGUGGGAUUUCUCUACAAAAAUAUGAUGACAAAUAUUAUUUGGGAUACUAAAUAACUUGAUGUUUGGAAGUUUGUAUACAUUAUUAUGAAAUACUUGUUUUUAGU
Messenger RNA from Lactuca virosa, 1256 nucleotides. The record is from the annotation of a GenBank genome assembly. Lineage: Eukaryota; Viridiplantae; Streptophyta; Magnoliopsida; Asterales; Asteraceae.